AUGUGUGACGACGAGGUUGCCGCUCUUGUUGUGGACAAUGGAUCCGGAAUGUGCAAAGCCGGAUUCGCCGGAGACGACGCUCCACGCGCCGUGUUCCCAUCCAUCGUCGGAAGACCACGUCAUCAAGGAGUCAUGGUCGGUAUGGGACAGAAGGACUCGUACGUCGGAGACGAGGCCCAAUCCAAGAGAGGUAUCCUCACCUUGAAAUACCCAAUUGAGCACGGAAUCGUCACCAACUGGGAUGAUAUGGAGAAGAUCUGGCACCACACCUUCUACAACGAGCUUCGUGUUGCCCCAGAAGAGCACCCAGUCCUCCUCACCGAAGCCCCACUUAACCCAAAGGCUAACCGUGAAAAGAUGACCCAAAUCAUGUUCGAGACCUUCAACACCCCAGCCAUGUACGUCGCCAUCCAAGCCGUCCUCUCCCUUUACGCUUCCGGACGUACCACCGGAGUCGUCCUCGACUCUGGAGAUGGUGUCACCCACACUGUCCCAAUCUACGAAGGAUACGCUCUCCCACACGCCAUCCUCCGUCUUGAUUUGGCCGGACGUGAUCUUACUGACUACCUCAUGAAGAUCCUCACCGAGCGCGGUUACUCCUUCACCACCACUGCUGAGCGUGAAAUCGUUCGUGACAUCAAGGAGAAGCUCUGCUAUGUCGCCCUCGACUUCGAGCAAGAAAUGGCCACCGCUGCUUCUUCCUCUUCUCUUGAGAAGUCCUAUGAGCUUCCUGACGGACAGGUCAUCACCGUCGGAAACGAACGCUUCCGUUGCCCAGAGGCUCUCUUCCAGGUAAGCUUUUUCUACGUUUUAAACAUCAGAUAA
Molecule: messenger RNA, 825 nt
Organism: Caenorhabditis briggsae
Lineage: Eukaryota; Metazoa; Nematoda; Chromadorea; Rhabditida; Rhabditidae
Exons: 2
Coding region: 1-825 (274 amino acids)
Biological process (GO): mitotic cytokinesis
Source: RefSeq, a predicted model, not a curated record